Styela clava is the source of this 1661-nucleotide messenger RNA. Lineage: Eukaryota; Metazoa; Chordata; Ascidiacea; Stolidobranchia; Styelidae. The record is from RefSeq and is a predicted model, not a curated record.
GUCCAAUGCCUCCUAUGAAGUAAAAUAAUCCAAUGAAUUCUAUGGUGGCGUAUUUUCAUAUGCGUCUCAUGAUGGACAAGUAUCAUGCGCGUUUUAUGGAGUCGAUUUAUGAUACGCGUUUUAUGAUGGAGAAGGAUCAUAUGCGUCUUAUGUUGGAGAUAUAUAAAUUGCGUCUUAUGUUGGAGAAUUAUCAUAUGUGUUUUAUGGAGUCGCCUUAUAAUAUGCGUUUUAUGAUAGAGCAUUAUCAAAUGCGUUUUAUGAUAGAGCAUCGUCAUAUGCUCCUUAUGAUGUCGAAUUAUCAUAUGUGUCGUAUGAUGAAGAAGCUUGAGAUGUCCAAUUAUCAUUUGCGUCUUAUGGUGGAGAAUUAUCAAAAUCCUUCUAUGAUGCCGGAGUAUACUGAUUUACGAUUUAGAUAUUUGAGUACUGUCGAAGAGUCAUGGAAACCAGUAUUGGCAUCAGAGUUAUAUGAGCAGUAUUUCAUUAACUUGUGUGAUUUCUUAACAAAAGAGAAAGAGGAAUUUGGAAAUACAAUUUAUCCUCCCGAGGAAGAAGUAUUCGCUUGGACACAAUACUGCGGUAUACAACAUGUCAAGGUUGUUAUUAUUGGUCAGGAUCCUUAUCAUGAAGAAGGUGAAGCGCACGGACUGAGUUUUAGUGUAAAAGAUCUUCAGACACUACCACCAUCACUAACAAAGAUCUAUAAAGAAUUGAAAACUAAUAUUCGAGGAUUUGAACCGCCCAACCAUGGUGAUUUAACUUCAUGGGCAAAACAAGGUGUUUUGCUCUUGAACUCAUGUCUGACGGUUCGAGAUGGAGAAGCAGGAUCACACAAAAAUAAAGGAUGGGAGGUAUUUACUGAUGCUGUAAUUCGACAUUUGAAUGAUAAUUACAGCGGAAUUGUAUUCAUGCUCUGGGGUGUCCCAGCUCAAAUGAAGAAAUGUUUCAUAAAUGAGAAAAAACAUCUUGUAUUGUGUUGUGGCCACCCUGUGUAUAAUCCCCGCGCUAAUUCUGAUUCCGUUCCUUUUAAAGGUUGUAAACAUUUUCUGCAAGCUAACGAAUAUUUAUUCAAGCAUAGCAUUGAUGGAGGGAUUAAUUGGACACUACCACCUGUCCCACUUGAGAGACUUGGUCAAUCUAUGCUUCAGGACACAUUUGUGCAACCUGGCUCACUUGAGACACAGUUUUCUCACAUGUCAAUUAAUCCGGCUUUUUCCGGAAUAUUCUGACAUUUUAUUGGGGAAUCACGGAAAACAGUUUGGGAAUCGAAAUUUGUUCAAGGAGGACAAUGACUUGCGUGACUUCUUAAGGGCGGGGGAAUAUUAAUAUACAAUUUCUUCUCUUGAAAAGAAGUUUUUGCUUGGAUCGGUGAUGAAUACGGUGGAUUAGAAAAUGUCAAAGUUGGUAUUGUUGGACAAGAUCCUUAUCCAGAGGAAGGACAUGUACAUUGACUGAGUUUUAGCCCAAAAUAUUCUCAGUAUCCUCUAUCAUCACUGAUGAUCUUCAGAGAAUUGGAGAAUAAUAUUCCUGGAUUUGUCCCUCCCAACCAUGGUGAUUUAACUUCAGGGGCAAAGCAAGGUGUUUGACUUUUAAACUCAACUCUGACGGUUCGAGCCGACGAACCAGCGUCACAAAAAUACAAAGUAUACAAAACUGGAGCUAAA